Messenger RNA from Rangifer tarandus platyrhynchus (Svalbard reindeer), 531 nucleotides. NCBI's taxonomy places the organism in Eukaryota, Metazoa, Chordata, Mammalia, Artiodactyla, Cervidae. The record is from the annotation of a GenBank genome assembly.
AUGAACUUCUGGCUUAGAAUCUCUGGGAAAACUGUGUUAAUAAUGCAAACUCCCAAAUUCGGAGAAGAACACAUUCGUUUCCUCCGUGGAAUUUCCAGGGACUGGAAUUCAGGCAGCGGCUUCCAGGGCGGCUCUGUGAUGCUCUUCCCAGCGUGGUGUGAGGGAGCGCCGGCCACCAGGAGCCUCUCGGGCAUUCCCACGCCAGCCCAGCGACAUGCUGCCUGCCCCCCGGGGGGGGGCCUGGCCACUGGGCAGCUGGACUCGGUCUGUCUGGUUUCAGGGCCUGACACUGCAGUGCAAAGGCAGUGCGCUGUGCACAAGCCAUCACUCCUGCCUCUCGUGGUACCCAACAAGCUCCUAACCAUUUUGCAAGGACGCAGCUUAAAGAGCACUUGUGUGAAGUCUGCCCAGCUCCCCAGAGACAACGAGCUGGCCCUCCCCUGGUUCUUCACUGCACUGGGUCAAGAGUCUGUCAUAAUACUUUGUAUACGGGGGUGGCUGGGUGUCCUCGAAACAGCGUGGGGGCACUGA